AUGCACUAUCAAGUGUUUGACGCACAAGAAACCUUUAAAGGUGAAGUACCAAAGGAGUUCUAUGAAGGAAAACUACCACAAAAGUUUAAAGAUUAUCUUGAAAUACUUGAAACAAUCAAAGGUGUUAUUUCAGUUGAUGAUGCAUUACACACAUUUGCAGCCAUUUAUCCUCUUGGGGAACCAGCUCAAGAUUCUUAUCAUCUUGUUCUUUCAAUGUUUCUCAAACAAUGGUUCGAAAAAUAUACAGAAUUAAAGAUGGACAUAAAUGCAUUUAAAAUGCAUUAUGCUAAUUAUUAUCAAGUACUUGAUGAACGUUUUCCUUUUAAAAAAUAA
Trichomonas vaginalis G3 is the source of this 333-nucleotide messenger RNA. RefSeq lists its product as uncharacterized. The transcript has a single exon. The coding region runs from base 1 to 333 and encodes 110 amino acids. The record is from RefSeq and is a predicted model, not a curated record. NCBI's taxonomy places the organism in Eukaryota, Parabasalia, Trichomonadida, Trichomonadidae.